Molecule: messenger RNA, 1221 nt
Organism: Pyricularia pennisetigena
Lineage: Eukaryota; Fungi; Ascomycota; Sordariomycetes; Magnaporthales; Pyriculariaceae
Exons: 2
Coding region: 1-1221 (406 amino acids)
Source: RefSeq, a predicted model, not a curated record
AUGGCCGCAAUAGAGUGCUUUUCUUUUGGUAUUCCAGCAGCUGAGCAAGCUACAAUGCGUUUUCUCAACUUAGCCGCGGUCCUCGCAGUCGCAGCCUCGGGUGCCCAGGCCCUGGCAGUUGCCCGCGAUGGCCUAGACAGCCGAGAGGUCCACAUCAACUCCCGCCGCGAUGCAGCCAAUCUCAAGCUCAUGGCUCGCACGAACGACGGAGAGGAGGCUUUCGGCCUCCCAACCCCCGUCCCGCCUGUACAGACGGGUGGCGGCUCGGCUGCACCGGCCAGUCGCAGGGAGAAGUUCCGCGCAACGAUUGCUGAUCACAAGCGAAAAUUGGCCACCAAGUGGCCCGACCAAUACAACCGAUGCAAAUGUAUCGCGGACAGCGUGGGCAAGGCUCUCGACCAGUGCAAGUGCGCCGCACAGGAAUUUAUUGAAAAGCACUCGCAAAAGCCGAAUGCCGCCGCCGCCGCCGCGGGCGACGCAGGUGCAAGCGCAGAACCGAAGCCCAAGUUAUUGGACCAGUGCAAAACCUACUUCAAUCAUUAUGGCCAAGUUGCAAAGGACCAGGCGUGCAAGCUGAAGGAUAUGGCCCUCGAGAGACUCCCUGGGCGGCGCAAGCCCACCGAACAAGGUUCUUCUGUCAUACACUCAACCCCCAUUGUAAACACCCAGGCGACCCGCGUACAAAAGCGAGAGCCCUCCGAUGGAACCAAGGCACCCGGGGAGGCCGUGAAGCCGAUUCCAAGGACCAAAAACAGCUCAAACCUGGUCAAGUACUUUGAGGACGGAUGCAAUGCCGUCGCGCAAAAGCUGACACAGGGCGGGUGUGCCUUGGGUGCUACUGGCAACGCUCACUCAUACCAGCGACUCCCGAAAGAUGCCCCCCUCAUGCCAUCCAACAGCCCAUCGGGCUCACCAGCCAACAGCCCAUCGGGCUCACCAGCCAACAGCCCACCGGGCUCACCAACCCACCGUUAUCAGUCGCUGCCGCAGGAGGACCCUGACUCGCCGAGGAAGCAUUCCAAGAGGUCCAACCAUGGCGCUUACGCCGCCCAACCCGCCCAGUUGCCGGAUCCUGCAAAGCGUCCCGGAUAUGACAGUGCCUCAAACGCUCACAAGAAAAUGUUUCGAGAUAUGACGACCACUGCCAAGGGCCUCCUGCGCAAAAUGUGGCCCAACAAGGCGCCGCACGGCCAGACGCAGCCGCCCCGAUCUACAGCAUGA